AAGAGCGCGAUAGAUUGUAGUUAGCUAGUAGAUGUAGAGUAGUGAGUUCGAAUAUGCGCGAAGACAUCCCGCUGCUGUUGUCGCGAAAGGACUCGGGCCUCUCGCUACUCUUCGCUACCCUCUGCGUAGUCGAUAUUUUCGGUGUCUUUCCGAUCAUCGCCCUGCCAAGGGCCAUCGUUCAGUGCGGUUGGCUUGGAAUACCGCUGGUGUUCGUAGUUUUCGGUUUUCAAAUCUACACCGCAUCGCUGCUGGGUAAAUCAUGGAACAUCGCGAACGUCGUAGAUCCGUCGAUUUCUCGAAAAAAUCGCUAUCCACUGGCCGCCGUAACCGAACUGACUUUAGGCCGACGGGCAAGUAAAUGGGUUGCGAUAUUACUAGACUUGACUGUCUUCGCGGGCGGUGUACCGAACUUAUUGGUAGCGUCGUAUAAUUUGCAACUCUUCGGCCUGAAAGUAUCGCAGAUGCAAUUCAAUCUCUCCUUCUGCUACUGGCUGCUGGUGGUCGGGGUUCUGUUAUGCCCAGUCAUGUGGCUCGGAAGUCCACGAGACAUGAAGUGGGUAGUGACGAUUUCUGUCUGCGCUGUCUCCGCUACUGCUGUGCUCAUUUGGUGGUCCAUCGUACACGACCAAGAGCCGAUGAAUUACUCGCCGGUUCCGACCUCACCGUCGUGGGACACCUUCAUUUCUGGGUACGGCAUGUUGGCGUUCCAAUUCGACGUUCACCCAACCAUCAUGACGGUUCAAGUGGACAUGAAGAAGCCCAAAGACAUCAAUAAGGCCGUCAUUUUCUCCUUCAUGAUCAGCGGCACACUGUUCGCGGUGACGGCAGGCUUAGCCGUCUGGCGAUACGGCGGCAAUACGAGCACCAACAUUCUCCAGGUGAUGCCUCCGGGUAUUAUGGUCCAGACGGCCAUCCUCAUAUCUGCGGUGCAGCUCUGCUUGUCCAGUGCCAUCGGACACUCGGCGCUUUUCCAGCAUCUCGAAGAUCAGCUUCGAGUUGACUCUUCGUUCUCCUGGAAGCGAUGCGCCACGCGUUCGGCAAUCGUGUUUUUGGGGGUAGCAUUGGGCGAGUCAGUGCCGCGUUUCGACAUCGUAAUGUCGCUUAUCGGCGGUACUCUUGUCGGUCCCCUCGUCUUCGUUUUGCCGCCACUGAUGUACUCGAAAGCUCGAGCCCUUUGCAGCGCGAGUCUUCGUCGAACUUCUGCGCCAGAGUAUCUUUGCUCAGGACCCGAGAGACGAGCCGGACUUGCUGCUCGUGAACUUUUCGCUGAUCCGCGGGUUCAUUCUAGAUCCACGCAUUUCGGCUUCCGCUACGGCGACGAGGACAAAAAUGACGGCUAUUAUUUCACCUACUAUGAAGACGAAGAUCAAGUGGAGGUGAACCCGUACACCGAGAGUGUGGAGUGUGUAUUCAAUGACGAUAGCGGUGCGAGAAAAAAGCAGAGUGAUGACCUGGAACUAUCCAGAAGCGGAAGUCUACCCGUUAUGGCCGAUGCCAGUCGACCGUCUGUCAGACCGCCAAGAAGACAAGAGGCGUUGCAGAAUCCGAAUGCGAAUAGACCCAGAAACUUUUGUACAAAGCAAAGAAUUAUUGAUUGGUUUGGAUACUGUGUAGCAUUUACAGGAAUAUUGAUCACCGUCUCGUCAACUUACAUAAACAUCAGGAAUACGAUAAGAUAUGUUCAAUUUAUACCUCCGUGUAUCGUCAAUGCGACAGCCAACAUUCCAGAAUUGGGUUGAAUACUACUUUUGUUGUAAAUCACAUAUAGUUUUUAUCAUGCAUUUUUAUAAAUAUAUUCUUUAUAAUAUAAGAUUUUUAAGAUGAUAAUAAUAUAACAUUUUGAUAAUA
Molecule: messenger RNA, 1848 nt
Organism: Nasonia vitripennis (jewel wasp)
Lineage: Eukaryota; Metazoa; Arthropoda; Insecta; Hymenoptera; Pteromalidae
Gene: mah
Product: amino acid transporter AVT1C
Exons: 10
Coding region: 54-1739 (561 amino acids)
Biological process (GO): L-alanine transport; amino acid transmembrane transport
Cellular component (GO): vacuolar membrane
Molecular function (GO): L-proline transmembrane transporter activity; L-alanine transmembrane transporter activity
Source: RefSeq, a predicted model, not a curated record